Owenia fusiformis is the source of this 2665-nucleotide messenger RNA. Lineage: Eukaryota; Metazoa; Annelida; Polychaeta; Sabellida; Oweniidae. The record is from the annotation of a GenBank genome assembly.
ACGAGACUAAUACGAGAUUCAAGAUGUCAGCUGCCUUCGGAUUACAUUUUGGUUCAACUUCAGCGUGUUUGGCUGUAUAUAAGGAUGGGAAGACCGAUGUUGUAGCUAAUGAUGCUGGUGACAGAACCACUCCAGCUGUAGUGGCCUACACAGACCAUGACCAGACUGUAGGACUAGCAGCUAAGCAGGGUAUUGUCAGGAAUGCUACUAAUACUAUAUGCCAUGUUAAACAAGUAAUUGGCAAGUCUUACAAGCAACAUGAAAAAGAAAAUUCUACAAGUGGUUCAUAUGCAAAGGUUAUUAACAAAGAAGAUAAGAUUCUUUAUGAAGUAGACUAUAAAGAAAAAACAUUACAUGUUUCACCUGAAGAAGUUGCUACAAAGAUUUACAAAAAAAUGAUGGAAACUGCUACAAGUCAUGGUGAUGGAGACAUACAUGAUUGUGUUCUAACUGCUCCUAGAGACUUUUCUUCACAACAACGACAAAUCCUUAGUGAUUGUGCUACAAAGGCAGGGUUCAAUAUAUUACGUGUCAUCAAUGAACCAACUGCUGCACUACUAGCAUAUGACAUAGGCCAGUUAGAUAUAGAAGAAUACUGCAACACUGUGGUAUACAGACUUGGUGGUGUCUCACUAGAUGUAACCGUGGUUACAUGUUGUAAUGGCAUGUUUCGUUUACUCUCCACAGUCACUCAUGCAGACAUUGGUGGAGACUCUUUCAACGAUGCAAUCAUUGAGUACUUCUGCGGUGAAUUUAAAAGGCAAUGGAAGGAAGAUAUUCGUGGUAGCAAGCGGUCUAUAUCUAAGUUAAAGGUCGCUGCGGAGCGCUGUAAACACACACUCUCUACACUUCCGGAAUCUCAGUGCCAUGUUGACUCCCUUUAUGAUGGUAUAGACUUCAAUGGAAAAAUAAGCAGAGCCAGAUUUGAAGGUCUCUGUAGUGGACUGGUUCAGAGGUGUCUAAAUCCACUAGAAACUGCACUAAAGGAAGCUGGACUUCAAAAGAAUGAAAUAAAUAAGGUUAUUCUGACUGGAGGUGCUGCUAAAACACCUGUUUUACAAAGCCAGUUACAGAACUACUUCCCAGGGGCAGAGUUACUAAAUAGUACACCCCCAGAUGAGGUCAUUGCUGUUGGAGCUGCUAAACAGGCUGCCAUCCUAACGGGCAAUGAGAACCAUGAAUCAAAACAAAAUGAACAAGAAACUGAAGUAGAAUGUAUAGUAUCACCCAUACAAAUAAAGUUAAUGACUGAUGACACUGCCACCUAUAGUACAAUAUUUCCUGCCAUGAUGCCAGUUCCAGGGAGACGACAACGUAAAAUUCAACUUGGACCUCAACAGACUUCUUGUGUCCUUGAAGUAUUUGAACAACGAGAUGAAGAAAAUAGAAUACUUAUUGGAAAGGUGGUACUUCGUGAUUUACCAGUCCAGUCAGAAGUGUUGGCAGUCUUCCAUGCAAGGAGGGAGGGGAGUAUCCAUAUUACCUGUACCGAGAAAACUAGUGGAAAACAUGCAGACAUUCUUAUUGAAGUUGAAUGACGACACAUGACAAUUAGGUCUUAGAAAUCAUCACUUGUGGCUUAUUUGCGUCUUGAGUCCAGAAAAUCAUCUGUCAGGAAUACAAGGACUUAGUUGCCAUCUAGACCUGACUAGCAAACACAAGUUAUUUAUUCCCAGUUUUUCCCCUGCUGCUGGCUUUAUCGUCCUGAGAAAAUAUUCAUCGUAGUCGUGUUUUGAAAUACAAAGUAGAGUGGAAUGGACUGAAAUGAGCAAAGAAAACGGGUAUUUAACCAAUACUCCAUGUUGUAUAGAAAUGUCAGAAAAUCACACAGUUCAUUCAAAUGAUCGAGAGAAAAACAUUAAAGACAAUUGUGGUUAUUUUUCCUCAGUUAUUAUCUUGUAAACUGUUUUUUUAAUCUCAUACUGAAAUCCUGAUUCAAUGUUCUCAUGGGAGUAUUUUCUCAAUAGUACUCUUCUUAUGCAAAAUGUAAGGUUCAUCAUUAGCAGAUAAAUCCUGAAAUCAAAUCAACUCGAGUCAAUUUCACAUUGAUCUCUAUAGGGCUUUAUAGAUUUUUACUAGUUUUUUGUAGAACCUUAUUAGGGAUAUGGAGUAAAAUAAUAGCCAGUGAUAUUUCUGAUGUAAAAUUGAAAUUGUUGUAUCCUAGGAACAUAUCACACUUUAAUGUUUCCAAUAAACAAAGAUUUAGGGGAAACAAUUGUAUUAAGACACCCUUCUGUUAUUGAAUCAGUAUUUACCGCAGCUUUCCAUUCUGUUCAAUGUUAAUUCUGUUUAUGUGAACUCCUCAAUCUUAAUGCCAAGUUAUAUGAACAUUUAUGGUUUUGUUUGGAUGCACCCUUUACAUUCAUUGUUUCCAUUUGAUAUCAGCACAAAAUGUAAACUCUUUUAUCCAGUCUUUAAAGUUUCACUGGAUAUGAAAGCCAGGAAUAGAAAGCAUUAUGUUAUAUGCUGAAAAAAUGAUUUGAUAUAUUUGAUCAAUUAUUGAAGUAAUGAAAAAUUAAGAUACAGAAAUGUCUAAAUUAUUGUUGAAUAAUCUUGGAAAAACACUCUCAUCUUAUUAUUCCACAGAAUGUAGUCUGUGAGGGAUAUAGAGAAGCCUUCCGUCAGUCCAUUUGUCUGGACAAUAACUGAAAUAUUGGUUCACAGA